Trichoplax adhaerens is the source of this 657-nucleotide messenger RNA. RefSeq lists its product as uncharacterized. Gene Ontology annotation, molecular function: CDP-diacylglycerol-inositol 3-phosphatidyltransferase activity. The coding region runs from base 1 to 657 and encodes 218 amino acids. The transcript is spliced from 7 exons. Gene Ontology annotation, biological process: phosphatidylinositol biosynthetic process. Gene Ontology annotation, cellular component: Golgi apparatus; membrane. Lineage: Eukaryota; Metazoa; Placozoa; Uniplacotomia; Trichoplacea; Trichoplacidae. The record is from RefSeq and is a predicted model, not a curated record.
AUGGGAGAAAAUAUAUUUCUAUUUCUGCCCAAUUUAAUCGGGUACGCAAGGGUUAUACUAGCUUGUGCGGCAUUCUACUACAUGCCUACAAACCAUCUACUAUGUGGUGGACUAUAUAUUCUCAGUCAAUUAUUGGAUGCAUUUGACGGUUAUGCAGCACGAUAUCUGAAUCAAUGUACCAAAUUUGGCGCUGUACUUGAUAUGCUGACAGAUAGAUGUUGCACUGUUUGCUUAAUGGUGGUAUUGGCAAAAUUUUACGAAGACUAUUACUUGAUGUUUCAAUUCUUGAUUGCCCUUGAUAUUACCAGUCAUUGGUUUCAUAUGUACAGUUCCUUCCUUAAAGGCAGUAGCAGUCAUAAACAUAUCGAUUUAUCUGGAAAUCCUUUGUUGAGAUUAUAUUAUACAUCCAGACCUGUUUUAUUCUUUAUGUGUGCUGGAAACGAGUUUUUCUUCGCGAUGUUGUAUCUACUCCACUUUGAAGAAGGGCCCGCAGUCAACUAUGGCAGCACUUCAAUCGGGUUAUGGAAACUCAUUGCUUGGAUCUCCCUUCCAGUGUGUAUUUUAAAGCAAUUAAUUAGUAUUGUCCAUCUCAUCACUGCAUCCCAGAAUAUUGCUAAUGCCGAUUUAGCGGAAAGGGAAACACCUAAAAAGCAGUAA